AUGUUUGCAAUUCGCAAAAAGCCUUAUAAGCCAGAUAAGCAGAGUCACAUGGCAGCAAAAAAAAACGGCUGUGCUCGGCCGGCUCGCCCACAUAUGGCGCAGCUCACACUCAUUACUUAUUUCGUCGAGCUUCUCGCCCCGCGUGAUAAAGGGCCAGGCAAAGAGAAAGAUAAACCGAACGAGAACAACGAGCAGGAGAUGAGCACGGAGGGUCUGACGGAAGAGGAGCGCAUCGUUCUAUGCGCUUCAAAAGUUCUCGAAGAGACGAUUGUGCACAAUGGCGAUAACUCCAGCGAAUUUCCGAUUCGUUCAGUGAAUAUGCUGAUUCGAGCGUCUCGCAAACAUCAAAUGCUUGACAAAUUCCUCGACAUCAUCCUGACAGAAAAGGGCAAAAACUUAUGUUGUCCGAUUGUAAAUGACAAAUUCCCGGGCACUCUUGGAAGGCCGAAUGUGUUCGCAUUGAAACUCUUCAAAUUCCCAUGGAUUCGAUACGAGACCCAGAUUCGCUCGACACCAAAUUGUCAAUUUCCAUACAAAAAGCGGAGGAAAGUGGCGUGCAUAAAUCCGCAUCACUACAAGCCAGCCGAUACACCUCAUCCGCCACUUCCGCCAAUUGCCAUCAACAAAAAUCGCGAUUUCGGCGCGCCGCCGACAAAUCCCUAUUUUAUGUCAGUUUCGGCAUCGCCGGAGGGACCAUUAAAUCACUUUCACGAACUAGCGCCAAAUGUCACUGUUCAAGGCGACGAACUUCGGGAUUUCUACGACAAAAUCGCGCUUCGCGACAACAUCACGCCACCGAAUCCGGCGCUGCCGAGAACACCGCCGUUGGGUUUCGAAGGACUCGACAAAUCGCCGCAAUUUUGCAUAACUGAUAUAAAUAUGAAAGAGAUUGGCGCCUAUGAGUUUCGCGACACAGAGAUGGAAGUCGACGAGAUGGAGGUGACGCCGCGCACUCCAACCGAGAAGCUGCCGCAAUACACCAACGGGAUCGGCGAUAUCGCACAACCAUACGAUGAGAACCGCUUCGAGUACGUCGAGCUCCAACAACUUGAAACCUGGGCCACCGUGUGCUAUUACGAAGAAUCCGAAGCGGUUUCGCAAGUCUACAAUGUGUCGACGACAAAUUUCCUUAUCGAUGGUUUCACGGGUUCAAGUAAGGUCACCGAUCGCCUAUCUCUCGGAUAUUUCAACAACGUGAAACGAGAUAAUAUGAUCAACGACAUUCGACGGACAAUCGGCAGAGGAUAUCGAAUGUAUAAUUUGGGAGGCGAGAUAUUUAUUGAAUCGCUAGCCGACAUUCCGUUAUUCAUUCAAUCGGCUAGCUAUAAUUUGAAAAAGGGAUUCCGCAGCAUGACGGUUGCCAAGCUUCUUCCAAAUUCCACCAUCAAAUUGUUCAACAAUCUUCAAUUCGCCCAGCAACUCAACGCUGCCGCUGAUAAAACAUUCCAAGACGUGUACGCGCUCACAAGGCUAUGCACGGUUCGAAUUUCAUUUGCCAAAGGAUGGGGAGCACAUUACAAACGCCCAUCGAUAGUCCGAUCUCCCGUCUGGGUUGAGACCCAUUUCACAUCGCCACUCAAAUGGAUCGACGACGUGCUUCGAUGUAUGGGUGCCCCACCACUGAUCUGCUCUUCCCGAACUUAA
This is a messenger RNA of Caenorhabditis bovis, 1644 nucleotides long. NCBI's taxonomy places the organism in Eukaryota, Metazoa, Nematoda, Chromadorea, Rhabditida, Rhabditidae. The record is from the annotation of a GenBank genome assembly.